AUGACAUUGAUGGCCUUUUCGGAAGCCAGGCGCCCGCAGUCAGCCGCGCAAGGUCUUCGUCAGCAACUCCGAAACCUACCGUACGUGGCCGUCACUGAAGGACAGCGCUUUGGCGGACGGCCUCAGCAUGGCGAAGGUGCACGGACAAAGUCCGUUGACAAAGCUUCCGAAAGCAUUGCGCAUUUGGAACGCAUGGCUGAGCGUGGAGACCUGCCGCCAGUGUGUUUGCUGCUGCGGUGUUUACAGCACCUGGGGUCCCUUGAGUUGGGCUGUGUGGGUGGCGAUGCCCUCCUGUGGAUGGUAUCUCCAGUGUUGGAGGUGGCUAGAAGACGAAUUCAGCAGGACAGCCAUGAGCGUUUUGCGCUGCAAGCGGAAGCCGAAAGCUUGCGACAGACUGUGGAGAAAAUAGCCAUGCAGGUUGAGGACCAGCAAUGCUUGCAACAGCGAACGCAGGAUCGCUUUGAAGCACUUCUGAAGCGACAUGAGCAGCAAUUGGAGGCGUUCAGAAGUGAGGUCACAGCGCUCAAAAGGCAACGUUCGGAUGUCGAGGUGAAACGUCGACAGCUGGACACUGAGGCGCUUGCUGCUGAACGGCUUUGGAAAGCCGAGUUGCAACAGUUGGAGGAAGAGCGCUGGAGUCUGGAGAAGCAGUUGGAAAAUUUGGAAGAACAGAUGUCCUCCUUGGCUGCUCCCCGGCAGCGGGCACAGGACCGAUGUGUUGAGUUGACAGAGAAGUUGGAACUGCUGCAACCAGACCUUCAAAAGAAGGAGACCUUGCGGCAGACCAACUUACGUAUAGAGGGUGAGAUCGAAGACCUUGAGAGGGAGAUCGCGCAGCUUGAGAAACGAAAGAAGCGACCCAGCCGGAUUGGGAUGAACGCAAAGCAGCACAAGAAGUCAACCCUGCGCUGA
Messenger RNA from Cladocopium goreaui, 912 nucleotides. Lineage: Eukaryota; Dinophyceae; Suessiales; Symbiodiniaceae. The record is from the annotation of a GenBank genome assembly.